Molecule: messenger RNA, 277 nt
Organism: Pelobates cultripes (western spadefoot toad)
Lineage: Eukaryota; Metazoa; Chordata; Amphibia; Anura; Pelobatidae
Source: the annotation of a GenBank genome assembly
AUGCCAUUCUUACAGCCACAAAAGCUGCAGAAAUGGAGACGCAAGGGGGCCUACCACACGCCAUCGAUACUAGGCCUCGAGGAAAUCUUGUGCGUACAUCCAGAACAGCAAAUCGACACUACUCACUCUCCGGAUCUACCAAACACCCUUGCUCAAAUGCCAGCUAUUGGCUGCCACUCCCAAAAACCCCAAGAUACGACUCGAGACAGGGACUAUGCUGCAGAGGCCCGCACAGUCAAAGCCUGCACCCGCGGCAGCAUCGCCGGAGACUGUCCAG